GCCCGCAGCUGGUACCUACCGACUAGAGAGGCGCAGGCAGCGACGGGGAUCCAGAUUAGGGCGGGGCCAUGUCGGACCUGGGAUCGGAGGAGUUGGAGGAAGAGAGAGAGAAUGAUCUUGGGAGAGGAGGUACGGGGUGCAUGUCCAGUGAUGUGAGUUGGGCUCCGUGUGGGCAUAUUUGUGUUGCCCAGAGACCAACCUUCCUCGGCCAGAGGGCGACCAUUUCCUGGAUGACAGGAAUAUGAAGGGGAGCGGAACGAGCUGGGUGAACGGCACGGGCACGGGAAAGCGAGGCUGCCCAACGGGGACACAUAUGAAGGGAAAUACGAGCACGGGGACCUACAAGUUUAAAAAUGGUGCUCGGUACAUCGGAGAGUAUGUUAAAAAUAAAAAGCAUGGUCAAGGCACGUUUAUCUAUCCUGAUGGAUCAAGAUAUGAAGGGGAGUGGGCCAACGACCUGAGGCACGGCCACGGCGUGUACUACUACGUGAACAACGACACCUACACUGGAGAGUGGCUUGCUCACCAAAGGCACGGGCAGGGCACCUACUUGUACGCGGAGACGGGCAGCAAGUACGUGGGCACCUGGGUGAAGGGGCAGCAGGAGGGCGCGGCCGAGCUUAUUCACCUGAACCACAGGUACCUGGGCAAGUUCCUGAACAAAAACCCUGUUGGCCCUGGAAAGUAUGUGUUUGAUAUUGGAUGUGAGCAGCAUGGGGAGUAUCGCCUAACAGACGUGGAGAGAGGAGAGGAGGAGGAGGAGGAGGAGGCACAGGUGACGGUCGUUCCCAGAUGGAAAGCCACCAAGAUCACAGAGCUGGCCCUGUGGACCCCGACCCUCCCUGAGAAGCAGCCCCCUGAGGACGGAGCCAGCCAGGAGGGGACCCCGGGAGCUGGGGCUGGGGGAGAGGCGGCCGAGGAGGCCCAGGCUCUGGCGGACCUUUCAGAGGGGGAAUUAGAUACCACGCGGCCUGGAGAGGAGGAGGGAGACGCCAGCAGAGCGGACAGAGCGGAGUCCCACGAGGACAACUUAGAGCAGGGAAAUGUCAGUUUUGAAGAGGAGGAUGGCAGGCAGUCAGAGAUGCUGGAUUAAGAGGAGGCAACCAAGACGGUGGGAGACGGAGUCAUCGAGAUGCUUCGGUUACCAGGGGAGUUAUUACCAUCCACCACGGAUCUUCCUUACUUAGUUGUUUGUGACAUGUUUUAUAAUUGCAAAUACAUUUCUUCAUUAGCCUUCGUUUAUGA
This is a messenger RNA of Sus scrofa (pig), 1245 nucleotides long. The record is from RefSeq and is a predicted model, not a curated record. Lineage: Eukaryota; Metazoa; Chordata; Mammalia; Artiodactyla; Suidae.